Molecule: messenger RNA, 1619 nt
Organism: Athene cunicularia (burrowing owl)
Lineage: Eukaryota; Metazoa; Chordata; Aves; Strigiformes; Strigidae
Product: natural killer cell receptor 2B4-like
Exons: 8
Coding region: 1-1230 (409 amino acids)
Biological process (GO): natural killer cell activation involved in immune response
Cellular component (GO): external side of plasma membrane
Molecular function (GO): MHC class I protein binding
Source: RefSeq, a predicted model, not a curated record
AUGGGGAGCCAGGCAGAGCUUCACCCCGGGGAGCAGGAGGGGCUGUGCUGGGGGCUGCGGGCCUGGGGCACGGGGGGGCUCCAGCAGCUGUGCCCCCUGCCCGGCCAUGGAGCAUCUCCCGGGGCCACGGGCCUUCGCUCACCCCUCUCUGCUUUAGGAUCCCCGCAGUGCCGGGAACAAGCCGUGUCUGCCGGUGAAACGCUGCGGCUUCUGCCAGAGAAACCCCCGCAGGGGUGGGAAAAGGUCGACUGGCGAGUGAGACUGAACUCGGGACACAAGAUCCGGAUCCUGACGGCUGAGAAGAAUCAGGCUGUCCAAUUUUCCAAGAGUACUUUUUCUGGGAGAGCUGGUUUCCAGCUGGACACCCUCUCCCUGUGGAUCAGCGCGGUUGGCACGGCAGACAGCAGGGUCUAUGAGGUGGAAUUUGAGGACACAUCAGGUACUGUUACUGCCCAGUGGUGCUUCCACGUGUCGGUGUGGGAGCCCGUCCGCUCGCCGCACCUGGAGCAAAACCUCCUGCACCGGGAGCAGGGCUGGUGCAACCUCUCGCUGGUCUGUGCCGUGCCCGGCGCCAGCAACGUCUCCUACAGCUGGACCUGCAGCGGGGACCCCCUGGGAGACCCAGAGCCCCGUCCCUGGGUGCAUCUGCAGGUCCGUGAUGGCGACAACCUCACCGUCUGCUCCUGCAACGCGAGUAACCCGGUGAGCUGGAGCGUGGCCAGCACCGAUGUCACGGCAGCCUGUCACACCGAGGCCUCAGGGCUUUCCAACAUCAUUCCGUGGUUGGCGGUGGCUGUGUUCCUGGGGCUGGCGCUCUCCGUAGCCCUCGCUGUCAUCUGCUACUUAAAGAGGAAGCGAGGAAAAGCCUCUCCGGGAGGACACGUUGAGGAGAUGAUGACUGUCUACGAGGAGGUGGGCAAAGCCCGACCCAGACAAGACCCCAAUGGGACCAGUGAGGCCACCGCGGGUGGAAACACCAUCUACGCUGUUGUCUCCAACAAGAUGCAGGGACCCAGCCACCCUCAGGAGCCCGAAAGCCUCACCAUCUACUCCACGGUUCAGCCCACCAGGAGGGCUCCUUCCCUCAAGAAGAAGAGGCUGGACCCAGCUUUGGUUUCCACUGCCUACGUGGAGGUAACGAGCAUCGCACCGGCUAUGGGGGGUUCUAGACGCUGGUGCUCCCCGGUGCAGACCUCGCCCGCAGCUCCUGCCAGCCCACAUCUCUCCUAGUGCCUGGGCUGCCUCAGCAAGACCUUCCCUUCCCUUCGGGCCUCUUCUCCUGGAGCACCCAAAGACCUCCAGCACCUGCUGGAAACCCACCCGGCAAAGCCGGGGGCUCGCUUGGGAUGGAACCGGUCAGACGCGGGUUUUUGCAAGGACACAGAUCCCAGCUGCGCCUCGGAGGCUUUCCUGCGAGGGAAGGAGGAAAGACUUGGUGAUGGAAACCUGUCUUUGGAGGAGACGGAUGAGAAAUUGGACAAGAGGGGGAGUGGUGAGGAGAGGACACGUGUGUUUAGUGCCAACGUGUGAUCUUGUGGGGUUUUUGAGGUCUUGACAGGUUCAGUACGCCUCUGGAAUUUAUUUUUAAGUGCAUAUAUAAGCUGAACUGCAGGAGGCAA